AUGGCCGCUGCUGCUUCCUCCUCGGCCGCCCUGCAGCAGAAUCUCGGCGAGUCCGAAGUGUUCGACCUCGUGUGCGACUACCUGCGCACGCGCCAGUUCUUCGCGGCCGAGCGCACGCUGCGCUCCGAGCGUGAGGCCACGAGCGCCAGUCCACCGCGCGCCGCGUCGCCCCACGAGCCGCCGCAGCUCAACGACGCACAGCUGCGGCCGUCGCCCGACGCGGCGCUGUCGUCGCGCCUCGAGGCGAUGCUCGAGCGCAGUUACGUCACGCAGCUCGUGUCGGGGUCGGGACGGACAGCGCCCGAGAAGAUCUUUGUGCCGCGCCACGAAGUCGACGCAGCGCCAAAGGGCGUACGCUCGCACUUGGACGGCAACGAGGCGCUCGCGGUCGACUGCGGCCGCCCUAACACUAUUAGUGGCCACGAUGGGCUCCAGAAGACAACGGACUACGCGGACGAGAGGGACGCGGAGUUUCGCUUAAGUACGCGUCUGGUCAGCUUUGACGCCUGCAGCGACGACCCGCACGGGUCGACGACGAUGCCGAUCUACCAGACGUCGACCUUCGCGCAACCUUCGGGCGACACGUUCGGCGCCUACGACUACACGCGCUCGGGCAACCCGACGCGCGCGGCGCUCGAGCGCCAGAUGGCAGAGCUCGAGCGCGGCCACCGCGCGUUCGCCUUCACCAGCGGCAUGGCCGCGCUCUCGGCCGUGUCCCGUCUCGCGCACGCCGGCGACGAGAUCGUGCUCUCGGACGACUCGUACGGCGGCACGUACCGCCUGCUGAGCAAAGUCGCGGCCAAGAACGGCAUCGGCGUCAAGUACGUGGACCUCUCGGGCGCGGACGGACAUAAGAACCUGCGCGCGGCGCUGUCGGAGCGCACAAAACUGGUCAUGAUGGAGUCGCCGACGAACCCGAUGCAGCGUAUCUGCGACAUUCGGCGCCUCGUGGACGCUGCACACGCUGUGGGCGCUCUGUUGUCUGUUGAUAACACGAUGAUGAGCCCCGUGCUGCAGAACCCGCUGACGUUAGGUGCGGACAUUGUCGUGCACUCGGCCACGAAGUUCGUGUGUGGCCACAGCGACACCAUGUCGGGCAUUGUCAUUGCCAAAGACCCGGAGCUCUGUCGCGACAUUUACUUUUACCAGAACGCCGAGGGCACGGGCCUCGCGCCGUUCGACUGCUGGCUGCUGCUCCGUGGCAUUAAGACCAUGAGUCUGCGCGUGCUGGCGGCGCAGAAGAACGCCGUCAAGGUCGCCAACUUUCUGAACGACCAUCCGCUCAUUCAGGCAGUGCACUACACGAACCUACUGGACGAGCACUCGCCUGACCGGAAGAUCCACGACUCGCAAGCUCGCGGGUGUGGCUCCGUGGUGUGUUUCCGCACCGGAUCGCUCGCUUUUUCACAGCAUCUGCUGACCGUGACGAAGCUGUUCAAGAUCACAGUGAGCUUUGGCAGUGUGAAUUCGCUGAUCUCGCUGCCCGGUGCCAUGUCGCACGCCAGUAUCCCGGAGGAGGUGCGCAAGGCUCGCUCGUUCCCCGAAGACCUCGUGCGUCUGUCCAUCGGCGUCGAGGACGCGGAGGAUCUCAUUAAGGACCUCUCGCAGGCUCUGCAGUCGUAUGUGCCUGUUCAAGUGACGAAGUGA
Hyaloperonospora brassicae is the source of this 1647-nucleotide messenger RNA. NCBI's taxonomy places the organism in Eukaryota, Oomycota, Peronosporomycetes, Peronosporales, Peronosporaceae. The record is from the annotation of a GenBank genome assembly.